Molecule: messenger RNA, 3018 nt
Organism: Dichomitus squalens LYAD-421 SS1
Lineage: Eukaryota; Fungi; Basidiomycota; Agaricomycetes; Polyporales; Polyporaceae
Exons: 5
Coding region: 1022-2827 (601 amino acids)
Molecular function (GO): metalloendopeptidase activity; zinc ion binding
Source: RefSeq, a predicted model, not a curated record
AUUCAUCCACAUACAAGGUCCCAACACGUCUCCUAGUGCGUUCAGUAGGGAGGAUCACAUGAGCUAGCAGUAGUCGGACUGGGACGCACUUGUCCAUCAGACGGACCCGAACGCGUAGGCGGAACUAUGUACAGUGUGGACGCAUAUCUGGAUUACCGUUUCGCCGCCGGCGUGGGGUGACUACCGCGUCGAGAUGCUCGUCGCCGUGAUGCUCAGAUCGCGUCGAAGCUGGCCUGACAAAGCUUGCCAAGACUUGCAACGUGCCGUGGCGAUGCUUCUUCGGGGACUUUGGGGAUGAUAACGCCGGAAGCAGAGUCCUGCCGCAAGCAUGCGGCUGAAUCAUUGAUACGAGUGUUCUAGGUGGUCAAGGUCAAGAUACGGUCUGGCGAGGCCGACGGCGUGCUGCUAAAGAAGGAGAGGGUGGACCACGAAACAGCCAUGCUUCGAAUCGACAUCACAUCGAGGGCAAAAUCUUAACGAGAGCGGGUGAGCUCAGUGCGGAAUGCGGGAUUUGGUCAGUCCCAUUCUGGUGACACCGCUCGCAAGCCUUAGCCCGUGACGCCGCCGCCAAGUGCACGAUGCUCGCAUGACAAUUGUUGAACUUGGAGGCUCAUCUGAUGUAACCAUCGGUGUUCCACUGGCCGUCGCAUGGGUACAGCACACCAAAGCAUUGUUAUCGCAGCUGCGUGGUCUUCCUUCGCUUGAUUAUUAGCUCCGGCCUCGUCCCGCCUGAUCUACAUUGAAUGUGUGAGGUGAUUCCGCAUUCGCGCUGGUCCUGUACCAUGCGGUAACAUAACGCCAGGCCUCGCCACGAGCAUAUCGCGUCAAGGCUCUCGGAGAAGGUGAAGCCCGAACCUUUCAGAGAGGUAUAAAAGAUGGAAUCAAUCCGCCCGAGGUUCUCCAGGCGACUUCGUUCCCGUCUUCGCUCAGACAGACUUUUACUGGUCUCAGUCUAUCUCGCACUCUAGCGCACUACCGCACCCGCUUACGGACAUCAUCCCGAACACCUGAAUCUUGAACCAUGUUCUCCUUCAGCAAGGUCUUCGCCUCCGUCUUCCUCGCGGUGCUCUGCGCCAGCACUGCGACCGCGGUCCCGUACCCGGCGUCCUCGAAGUACGCGACCCACCGCACCCGCGAGAUAUCUCCGGCUCUCAAGAUCGAGACCUACCAUCCCCUGUCGUCUUACGAGACCUUCGGCGAGGGUAUUGACCACCCCCUCUCCAAGCGCGCCGAUGCGUCUCUCGAAGACUCGGCGGUCGCCUUCGUGCAAUCGCGCCACCAGCUUGACUCUGACGCCGUACACGUCCGCUCUUCGUUCGAGAGCGACAGCGCUCGCCACGUCUACGUUAAGCAGCAGCACAACGGCAUCCCCUUCGCCAACGCCGUCGCCAACGUUGCCCUGAACAAGGACAACAAGGUCGUCGCGUUCGGCAGCUCUUUCGUGAAGUUUUCCAAGAUCGCGGACUCCACCCCGGCCGUCGCUGUCGAGGACGCGAUCGCUACUGCAGAGGCGCAGCUCAACGGAAAGUUCGACACCGAGAACUUCCCCGAGCCCACCCUUCAAUACUUCGUUAAGGAGGACGACUCGGCUGUCCUCGUGCACGCUUUCCAGGUCCGUAACGAAGGCGCGGGCACUUGGUACCAGGCCUACGUCGAUGCUCACACUGGAGAGCUCGUUUCUAUCACGGACUUCGUCAACAAGGCCUCGUACUACGUCCUUCCUAUCUGGAAGGAGUACCCCACCGAUGGCUUCGCGACCAUCACCGAUCCCCAGGACACCACCUCGUCUCCUCAGGGGUGGCACAACGACGGCUCGAAGUCGUACACGACCACAUCCGGCAACAAUGCGAUCGCGUACAAGAGCAGCACGAGCUCCACCACGUCCGAAUCUAGCUCCGGUCUCGUCUUCAACUACCCCGCGGCCCUGAGCAAGGCGCCUACGACGACCGCGAACGUCAACGCGGCGCGCGUCAACGCGUUCUACGUUGUCAACUCGGUGCACGACAUCCACUACAAGUACGGCUUCACCGAGUCCGCGUACAACUUCCAGACGAGCAACUUCGGCAAGGGCGGAAAGGGAGGCGACCGCGUCACCAUCUCCGUCCAGGACUCGGCGGGCACCGACAACGCCGACUUCUCGACUCCCCCCGAUGGUCAGAGCGGCCACAUGCGCAUGUUCCUCUGGGAUGAGACGAGCCCCGAGCGCGACGGCGCCCUCGAGAACGACAUCAUCGCCCACGAGAACACUCACGGCCUCACCAACCGCAUGACUGGUGGUGGCACUGGGGAGUGCCUGCAGACGGACGAGGCAGGCGGCAUGGGUGAGGGCUGGUCGGACGCGUUCGCCGAGUGGCUCACGCACACGGACGACUCUGUCCCCGACUUCAUCAUGGGCGCGUACGUGAUCAACGACAGUGCGGGCAUCCGGAACUACCCCUACUCGACCUCGGCGAAGACGAACCCGCUCCGGUACUCGUCGAUCGCCACGCUCGACGAGGUGCACAACAUCGGCGAGGUCUGGGCGAACCUGCUCCACAACGUCUACGCGGCGCUCGUCGGCGAGCACGGCUUCUCCUCCACGGCGCGCACGGACCCGUCGGGCACGGAGGGCAACGUGGUGUUCCUGCACUUGUUCAUCGACGCGCUCGCGCUGCAGCCGUGCAACCCGACGUUCCCGACUGCGCGUGAUGCGUGGAUCCAGGCGGACGCGAACCGCUACGGGGGCGCGAACAAGUGCUUGCUCUGGAAGGCGUUCGCGAGCAAGGGUCUCGGUGUCAACGCGAAGAACUACAAGGACGACACCACUGUCCCCAGCGACUGUUCCUAGACUGCUAAAAGGUCGAGCUCCCUGCUCCCCACUGUCUCCAUGAAUCAUACCCAUGGUCUUCCAAGGGAUAUAACGCUGAGUUAGGAUGAGGUAUCGGACGGUCUUUGUAGAAUUGCUUUGUAUACGAGUGUAUCAUCGACCACGUUUUGCCACGCUCUGCGACGAUCACGGAAUACAAUCCAUUGCACAAC